AUGAUCACCGUUGAUGAAGAUUGCAACUUGGAAGGGACCAUAGUAUCAGUCAAGAUAGAGAAGAAUGUCGAGACAUCGACCUUGAUUUCUCCUGUGAUCACAGUCCAAGCACUAGCGCCAAUUGAAGUGGAAGUUUUUCUUCCCAAGCCUAGGAUCAUGGCCCUUGUCACGCAAUCAUCCCCUUUUGACGCUAAAGCGGUUCCUUGGGAUUACUCGACUGAUGCAAGGGACAAAGGAAAAGGAAAGAUAGUUGUAGAAGCCGCUGCUGUAGGAAUGACAAGAUUCGGGCGUUGUUAUACCCCUGAAGAAGUUGUACGAGAAGGACAAAACAAGGAAAACAACCAAAAAAGGGUUGUGACAGAGGCUGAAGUGGAAGAUUUCUGGAGGAAGAUGCCAACUAAGGAAUAUUUAGUUGUUGAACAACUAAAGAAAACUCCUGCCCAAAUUUCCUUAAUGGCCUUACUGAUGAAUUCUGCAACUCAUAGGAACGCUUUGGUGAAGGUUUUAAGUGAAGCUUAUGUUCCAGCUGAGACCACCAGUGAGAACUUUUCUGCCAUGGUAGGACAAGUUUUAGAAGCUAACAAAGUCACCUUUCAUGAAGAUGAGUUGUUGCCUGAAGGUUUGGGACAUAACAAAGCGUUGAACAUUACUGUCAGAUGUAGGGAUAAGUUUAUUUCAAGAGUUCUGAUUGAUAAUGGUUCAGCUAUUAACAUAUGCCCUUUCACUACUCUUCGAGCUUUGGGAAUCGACAUUAGAAAGAUUCGUGAAAGUCAUGAAAUUGUUGUUCAUGGAGAAGGUAACAACUCAAUAUAUCCUGGAAAUUCAGUCCCUGUUAUUGAAAGUAUGGAAGAGUUGGAUGGGUCUGUAUUCCAUAUUAGGGAAAUUGUGUGUGCUACUCAAGUUGGAAAGACAAAUUUGCCACGUGUGCUUUUGAUUGUGGCUUGGGAAAUGUUGAAGAAUGGUUUUAUCCCGGGUCAAGGUCUUGGAGCGAAAUUGGAUGGAAUAGUGGAACCAAUUCAAUUGCAUGGUCAGAAAUACACCUUUGGUCUUGGAUACGAGCCUACUCUUGAAGAAAUCUCAUCGGUUAAUCUCAAAAGGAAAAGUGACAUUCCCUUACCACAACCUAUCCCGCCCUUGAAUCAGUCAUUUUCCAAGGCGUUUGCUGCACAAGGAUUAGAAGAAGCUGUUGAAGAUAACCUCAUAGAAGGACUCAAAAACUUGUUCAUUGAAGAAGCGGAGUGCAAUAUGAUUUUGGAGGACUGCACUGAGGCCCCGACCAUAUGGGAUGUUAUGCCUGAAAAUGCUUUGAACAAUUGGACUUGUAACCCGUCCCCGCAAACUAAUAAACCUGUCAAUGUCGAGAAUGUGACAUGUAAUGAAACGAGCGAACAAAACCCGAACAGUGAACAAACUUUUGCAGAAUAUGAAGAAGAUGUGCAGCCUGGAGAGUUGACCGAGGAGUUUGAACAAUUUGAGAAUAAAGAAAAGCCAAAUUUGGAUGAAAUUGAGACGAUAAAUUUGGGAGAUUCUACAGAAUUGGUGAGGGAUACAAGAAUUAGUGUCCAUUUCACUCCGUCCCAAAGAAAAGAACUUAUUGACCUUUUGAGACAAUACAUGGAUGUGUUCGCAUGGUCUUAUGAUGAUAUGCCGGGUCUAAGCACGGAUAUUGUUUCACACAGGUUGCCAAUUGAUCCCUCUUACCCCCCAGUAAAGCAAAAGCCGAGAAAAAUGAAACCUGAUUUGAGUUUAAAGGUUAAAGAAGAAGUCUCCAAGCAAUUUGAUGCCAAUGUCAUCCGGGUCACCAAGUAUCCCACAUGGUUGGCCAAUAUAGUACCAGUGCCAAAUAAAAAUGGAAAGACUAGAGUAUGCGUAGAUUAUCGAGAUCUCAACAAGGCUAGCCCGAAGGAUGAUUUUCCUCUACCAAACAUUCAUAUACUUAUUGAUAAUUGUGCAAAGCAUGAGUUGCAGUCAUUUGUUGAUUGCUUUGCAGGAUAUCAUCAGAUUCUAAUGGAUGAAGAUGAUGCGGAGAAAACUGCAUUCAUCACGCCUUGGGGAGUAUAUUGUUACCGAGUAAUGCCUUUUUGA
Molecule: messenger RNA, 2085 nt
Organism: Solanum stenotomum
Lineage: Eukaryota; Viridiplantae; Streptophyta; Magnoliopsida; Solanales; Solanaceae
Exons: 3
Coding region: 1-2085 (694 amino acids)
Molecular function (GO): nucleic acid binding
Source: RefSeq, a predicted model, not a curated record